AUGGCAGCGGCAGCUGGAGCCCAGGUUUCUGGGCUACUAGGUCGUUCCUGGCUGUCGAGCCAGCCUAUGUCAAGUGGUGCUCACAGUGGCGCCCACAGCGAGGAGGGCUCAGAUCGCCUGUGGAAGGCUCUCACCUUCUUCGUGGCGCUCACUGGGGUGGGAGUGAGCAUGCUGAAUGUCUUCCUGAAGUCGCACCACGGAGAGGAGGAGAGACCCGAGUUCGUCCCCUACCCCUAUAUCCGCAUCAGGUCCAAGCCCUUUCCCUGGGGAGAUGGUAACCAUACACUUUCCAUAACCCUCAUGUGAAUCCGCUUCCAAUUGGCUAUGAAGACGAACAAAGAGAACCUGGACCACUACCCAGUGAAGACCACAGCACUGGUUUGAACCAUUAC
Molecule: messenger RNA, 392 nt
Organism: Orcinus orca (killer whale)
Lineage: Eukaryota; Metazoa; Chordata; Mammalia; Artiodactyla; Delphinidae
Product: cytochrome c oxidase subunit 6A1, mitochondrial-like
Exons: 1
Coding region: 1-306 (101 amino acids)
Biological process (GO): mitochondrial electron transport, cytochrome c to oxygen
Cellular component (GO): mitochondrial inner membrane
Molecular function (GO): enzyme regulator activity
Source: RefSeq, a predicted model, not a curated record